This is a messenger RNA of Trichomycterus rosablanca, 1946 nucleotides long. RefSeq names its product tubulin folding cofactor E (gene tbce). Lineage: Eukaryota; Metazoa; Chordata; Actinopteri; Siluriformes; Trichomycteridae. The record is from RefSeq and is a predicted model, not a curated record. Bases 115 to 1689 code for a protein of 524 amino acids. The transcript is spliced from 17 exons. Gene Ontology annotation, molecular function: protein binding.
CACUAUUCAUGCUCCUAGCAGUACUACUGACAGAACAGACGUAAAUACAGACUUCCAUGCAGUAUAGAUUUCUCCCAGUGUGAGAUGAGGAUCCAGCAGUAGGAGCAGCGCUUAAUGGAUCAGCAGGUUUCUGAAGACGAUCUGGGUCGACGGGUAUCCUGUGAUGGAGAAGUGGGCACGGUGCGAUACGUAGGUCCGGUUCCUCCCACAGCAGGUUUGUGGCUUGGUGUUGAGUGGGACAAUCCAGAAAGAGGCAAACAUGAUGGAAGCCAUGAAGAAGUCCGCUAUUUCACCAGCAGACACCCAACAGGUGGAUCGUUUGUGCGACCGAAAAAAGCCAGUUUUGGUGUGGAUUACCUGACCGCAGUGAAACAGCGCUAUGAGAUGGAGCUGGAUCAAGCGAUUGGGGAGGAAGUCACCAUUUCUACCAAAACUGUGAAGAUGGUUGGGUUUGAAUCCAUUUUAAAAAAGCAGAGAAUGGAGAAUCUUACAGAGAUCGUCCUGAUGAAUUGUGAAGUGUCCAGUCCCGGUCCUGAAAAUGAAAUCAGAAAAUACACACCCAAUGCUGUUUCUUUAGAUCUGUCAGGAAAUCUUCUGAGCUCCUGGGAGGUCGUUGCUGCUAUUACAGAGCAGCUAGAUUAUCUGCAAGUACUCGGCCUUAGUAAUAAUCGACUGCAGAUCAGCCCAAACGUGUCAAACCUCAGUCAUGUCUUCUCUCGACUAAGGGUCCUUACACUUAACAGCUGUGCUAUCAACUGGUCUCAGGUGCUCCAGUGCGCCUCCAUGUGGCCACAAUUAGAAGAGCUUUAUCUUAACAACAACGAUAUAACGGAAUUGCAAAGGCCAGUCGAUGUGCUACAAGGUUUAAAAGUUCUUAAUCUAUCCAACAACAGUUUAAUCCAGGAAAGUUUACUAGAAAUAUCACAUCUGUCCAGGUUGGAGACACUUAUUCUUUCAAGCACUGGAAUAUCUGUGAUUUACUUCACUGACACAGUACCAGGUGCCAAGACAUCAGCGUUCCCUGCACUGAAGAUUCUUUUACUAGAUGACAAUAAAGUUGCUCAGUGGGAUGUAAUUAACGAGCUGGAUAAGCUGAGGAGUUUGGUGCAGUUGUCCUGUAAGAGAAAUCCUGUGCUGGACUUGGAGAAGAACCAUGAGACGACUCGGCAGCAGUUGAUCGCACGCAUCAGCCAGCUGGAGAUCCUCGACAGGAGUCAGGUCCUGCCGGAAGAGAGGAGAGGUGCUGAGCUGGAUUACUGCAAGAAAUUUGGACGUGCUUGGCUUCAGGCUGGGGGCCACGGUGACCCGCACCAGAACCGACCCAGUGCAGAGUUCAUAGCCCAGCAUCCCCGCUACCUUACACUAAUACAGAAGUACGGCGCACCAGAGGAAGAUGAGCUCAAGGAGGAGAAACCGUUCGCUCUUAAGGAUCAACUGCUGACAAUUACAUUCAAGUGUCCUGAGGAUGCAGACAGGAAACCCUUACAGAAGAAGCUUCCAGGCUCUAUGAUCAUUCAGAAAGUAAAGGGGCUGCUGUAUAGAUUAUUGAAGUUACCAGGUGCAGAACUUCGUCUCACCUACACCAGCUCAAAGAUGGAGGGUAAAGAGAUCGAGAUCGAUAACGACCUGAAGCCUCUGCAGUUCUUUUCGAUAGAGGAUGGAGACACAGUUCUGGUGCGCUGGUCCUGAGGACACUGCUGAUGGACACUAAUAGACUCGGCUGAAGCUAGUCACUUUUUAAGCAACACUCAUUUAGAACUCUGUACAAUCUGUUUGCUUUUUUCCUCUCUCACACCAACUAGAAUUUACUGCAGAAUUUACAGAGCGAAUGGAGGAUCCGGUUCACAUGGGCGUUCUGGUCUUGGUGUCAUUGUAUCACGUCAUGCUAAUAAAGAAUGAUGUGGGGACAAUAAAACAUUAUAAAUUGAUAAACAUUUAUAAAUUGA